AGCUAAUUCCAUUACAAAGUUGCAGUAAAGUCAUCGUCUGUGGCAGUUCUUUUACUGGUCUCGCGCCCACAGUCUUUCCACCAUGGAGUUCCAAGUUGGAAUACUGUCAUUUUUGCUGUUGAUCACAGCCGUUUCGCCUCAGGGCUUUAUGGGCAUGGAACCUAUCAUUAGUCCUUCCGGAAGUGGUAAUGGGAUCCACAGUGUAACCAAUUCGAACCCAAAUCCUAAUGCUCGUCCUAAUGGCGCCGGAGGGGCUCCGAACAAUCCUGCAAUGGAAGCGGUCCAGAACCCAAACCGGUUGGCUAUGGCCCCCUUUCUUGGCGAGCAGGGUAGACCAGGAACAGAUUUUUCUCGGCCAACGAAUGCUGGGAAUCCCAAUCCCAACAAUCUCAUCAACAUGAGAAGGAAACCCCCUCAGCCUCCCAUGGUGGUCAGAAUGCCCCACCUCUGCCAGACGGCAUCCUGGAGCACUGAUUCAAUGGUUGUUCUGCCGAUGCCAAUGUCCCGGAUGAAGACUGCCGUUGGGACCCUUCCGCUGAUGCGAGGAGUCGUCACACAGCAGGGUAGAAAGAUGAUACCUUUCACAAUGGAACAAAUAAUGAUGAUGAAGAUGAGAAACCAAAUGAUGUCUAUGGUUAUGCAUGAGUCAGGCCCUAUGACAGCGCAGACGAUGAAUAACAUGGGUAGAUCUAACAAUAUGAUGGGAUCAACGCCUAACAUGAUGAAUGGUAUGAUGUCGGGACAAAAUAGAAUGAAUCCAAUGAACGCAGGGUUGAAUAUGGUGAACAACAUGUCCCCGGUACCAGAACCAAUCAUGAUGAAUAAUAUGGUACCAGCGCCUGAACCAAACAUGAUGAAUAAUAUAGCACCGAUGUCUGUUUCGAACAUGAUAAAUAAUAUGGCACCAAUUUCCAUACCAAACAUGAUGAAUAAUAUGGCUCCAAUGCCUGAACCUAAGAUGAUGAAUAAUAUGGCACCUAUGUCUGUACUAAACAUAAUGAAUAAUAUGGCACAAGUGUCUGAGCCUAACAUGAUGAAUAAUAUGGCGCCAAUCUCUGAACCAAACAUAAUGAAUAAUAUGGCACCAAUGUCUGUACCAACCAUGAUGAAUAAUAUGGCACCGAUGUCUGUUCCAAACAUGAUGAAUAAUAUGGCUCCAAUGACUGUUCCAAACAUGAUGAAUAAUAUGGCACCAGCGCCUGAGCCAAACAUGAUGAAUAAUAUGGCACCAGGGCCUGAACCAAACAUGAUGAACACUAUGACAAAUGUGCCUGCUAAUAACAUAGUGACAGGGAUGGUAAACAGAAUGCCACAAACAAACAUGAUUAAUCAAAUGGCCAUGAUGUCUACAUCACAAAAUGGUGGCACUACAAAAACCGUCUGGAUGGAACCUUCCUCUAAUACAGUGGUUGCAAUGUCCUACCCAACAGGUUCAGGUGGUGCCAACAAUGUUCGAAUAGCUGUUUAUUGAUUUUGGAAUUAAACAUGUUCAUAACAAUCGCCAUGUGAAAUGUUGAAAACUUCUUGUGUAUAUUUCUCAGUCUGACCAUUGUAAUAAAACAGAGUUGCUGUA
Messenger RNA from Magallana angulata, 1573 nucleotides. RefSeq names its product homeobox-like protein HDP1. Lineage: Eukaryota; Metazoa; Mollusca; Bivalvia; Ostreida; Ostreidae. The transcript is spliced from 3 exons. The coding region runs from base 83 to 1471 and encodes 462 amino acids. The record is from RefSeq and is a predicted model, not a curated record.